Molecule: messenger RNA, 2298 nt
Organism: Pseudocercospora fijiensis CIRAD86
Lineage: Eukaryota; Fungi; Ascomycota; Dothideomycetes; Mycosphaerellales; Mycosphaerellaceae
Exons: 3
Biological process (GO): DNA replication; DNA replication initiation
Cellular component (GO): replication fork protection complex; nucleus
Molecular function (GO): DNA replication origin binding; single-stranded DNA binding
Source: RefSeq, a predicted model, not a curated record
GUGGUGGUUCGCGAAUCUCCUCGCGCCCAAACUUCGCCCUCCAAGAACGACACCCAAUGGCCGCCUCGAUCACCCUUUCAAGCGCUACUUUCUUCGCCAAGCGGGCGACAGAAAUGGCAGGGCUACAAGAGCCGGAGUGAACAAGAACGAAGUCCGUCACCGAGUCCGAGACGGCGACCUCUGCGCAGUUCUCACCAAAAGCUGCAGGACCUCGCGAAUAUGGGCAGCGACGGGGAGGAGGAAGAAGACGAGGAAACGCUGCAGCUUCAGUUGCAGGAAAUUCAGGCGAAGCUGCGAUUGAAGAAGCUGCAGAAGAGCGCCAAAAAGAAGGGCGGAGAUGCAUCGAGCGACAACAGUAGUACACCAGGUUUGCCGGCACCGAGAGCAACCAGUCCGCGAAAAUUAUACGAGUCGGCAUUACCAAUUCCCAAUCUCCAAGUGCCGUUGUCGCCUGCGAGAGCGCAGAGGACGAUACACGAGCCCGUCUCACCUGCUAGAGCUAGACUUGGCUUGACCAGCAAUCCUAAUGCCUCCCAUGUGUCUCUUAAGAGGGCCAGAGAUAGCAGUCAGGUCAAGCGCUCAAGAUCGACGCCAUCUCUACCCACACCGAUAGAGGAGCGGCCAAAAGUAAAGAGUUUCAGCGAGCGGCUUGCGGAGAGCAAACUCAAGGACGAAGAGAAACAGGCCAAGGUCGAUCGCUUGCAGCACGUGCGAUCCUCGGGCUUCAGUCACCAUGCCAGAAGCGAUUCCAGCAGUAGUAGAGCUACUUCCGUUUCCGCUACACGGAGAUCAAGGGCUGAUAAUAAUGCACGGCCUUUAUCUGCAGGCAGGGCCUUGGAAUCUGGAGCAGGGAACGGCGAUAUUGACGAUACUCUGGACAUCGAUGACAGCAAUUCAGAUCCCGACUCUGGCUACGACCCUUUUUCGAAAAUUCACUUGAGCAAGCGACAUAUCUCGCAUGCCCUAGUUGCAAGAGAGAUGGACGGGAAGGAGAUAUAUACCCUUCCGCGACUGCUCAAAGAAGUCAAAGCGCCUGACUACGAGCCACCUGACUGCGAGUCUGAUUAUGUUGUCUAUGCUAUCCUCGCAUCCAAGUCCACACCGUUCGAUCAUGCCGAGACUCACCGAACGAAUGAUCAGGCCAAAGACAAUCUCGAGGCGCCACGAAACAAGUUUAUGGUGCUGCACCUGUGUGAUCUGAAAUGGGAGAUCGACUGCUUUCUAUUUGGCACCGCGUUCAACCAGUUCUGGAAGUUGACACCUGGUACAUUGCUCGCCAUUCUUAACCCAGCAAUUAUGCCCCCAAAAGGUAGCCAGCACAGCGGACGAUUCUCUUUGAAGCUUGGCAGCUCGGAAGACGCUGUCAUGGAACUGGGUGUCGCACGUGAUCUUGGCUACUGCGUCAGCAUCAAGAAGGACGGUCAGCAAUGUGGGCAGUGGGUCGAUAAGCGUAAGACAGAGGCAUGCGAAUUCCACAUCAAUCUGCAGAUAGAAAAAGCGCGCAAAGGUCGAAUGGAGGUCAACACCAUGUUCCAUGACGGCGACAGGGACUUUCGAGCUAAGAGCAAGAAAGCCAAAGACGCCGAAUUCAGGAAGAAGCAGAUGCCUGGCAGUUACAAUCGUGAGUACGGGCAGUUGUAUCAUGUUGCGGGCACUGGUAAGAGCGCUGCGACUCUGCUCGACGACGAUGACAAACGCAUCUAUGACACCAAGGCCGAGGAGGAAGCCUCGAGGAAGCGGAUAGCGGAUGCACAGAAAGAGCGAGAUCUAAAAAGACAGCUCGAUGAGCUGGGCAAAGGUAAAGGAGUUGGCGCUGAGUAUCUUCGUGCUAGACACACGAGGACGACAUCAAGCACGACAUUGUCCACUACCACUUCUUCCCGGCCUGAUGCCGCAGAAGAAGCACGCAAGUCACUUUUCGACAAGAAAUCAGCAGCCGAGCUAGGCCUGCUCGGCAAGAAGGCGGAGAGUGCGCAUCUUUCACCUGCUAAAGACCGCAAGAAGCACUUCGGUCUUGGAGCUCUUUCGAUCCCAUCUGGCAAUCAAACUGCAGCUACAUCAACCCACAAGUCAUCUGAGCCAAUGGGUUGGGGUGGUGCGAAGAAAGCAGGACUUCUACAACCAAAGGAGACCAGACACAUUUCUCCCGAGCGAGGAAGUCAAAGUCCGACCAAGAAGAAAGCUCGAUUCGAUCUCGAAGCCAAAGGUAUCAAGGUGCCCGGCAGAGAGUCUUUGCCUGGCGAGGCAACUAAACGCCCGGUUGUCGAUAGCGAUGAUGACGAUUUGGACAUUGUAUAG